CAACCCCCCAUGUCUCUAUUAGUCCCCGACAAGCGUGAUCACCAAGAUGCCCAUGCAGAUCUUGAUCAAGACAAAAAAUAUCACUUCCACCUCUCGCAAACCACGCCCAAGUGGCUUUUUGAACCUGUGGAUGGAUUUUUCCUUCAGUCAGCGGCUGAAACCGAUGACAUGGAGUUCAGAUAUACCCUCCAGGACUUUGGGGCAGCGCAACCGUGGUCUCAUCUCAUAAAAAGGUUAGAUGAACUUAAUCUGCAGUCUGAAUCUGGUGUAAGGUACAAGUUAUUGUUCCUUGCCCGCCAUGGUCAAGGGUGGCAUAAUGUGGUGACUAAAAAGUACUCCAAGGCUGAUUGGUUUUCCAAGUGGAGAUACUUAGGCACUGACGGAGACCUCGUUUGGGGUCCCGAUGCCAAAUUAACUCAACUUGGCAUUGACCAAGCUAGGGAGAAUCACCAAGCAUGGAAAUUACAGUUGAGUAAAGGUUGUCCUAUGCCUGACAAGUUUUAUGUUUCGCCUCUUUCGAGGUCAAUAAAUACCCAUAAUAUUACUUGGCCCGAUACUAACCCAGUAGUUAUCGACAAGUUGAGAGAAACAAUCGGAGUUCACUUGUGUCAUAAACGAAGCACUAAAACAGAAAUACUGGAAAUGUUUCCUAAUGUUGAAUUUGAACCUGGAUUUGCCGAAGAAGAUGUACUAUUCGACAAAGUGUUCCUGAGUAUCAGAGAGGAAUUGCAUCAACAAUUUCUAAGGAUACAUGGGGUAUUGCUGGAUUUAUUUGACGAUGAUGAUCUGGUAAUUUCCAUUACUUCUCAUGCCGGAACAAUUAGGUCGUUUAUUACUGUGAUUGGACAUCGGAAAUUCACUAUUCCUACAGGGGGGAUGAUACCUAUUGUUGUAAAAGGAGUGAAGCAAUAGUAUUAUUAUAGAUAUUUUAUAGAUAUUUAAUUGGAUUCAUUUUUGAGAUUGUCUUUGUUCAACAUAUUUUAGCUAGGAAAAUACUUUAUAGCCUGUUUAUUCUCUUGCUACUACUCGAUCAAGUUUUCACUUGAAGAAACAGCAGCACUGAUCUUCAUCUGAGAGUAUAUUGUAAUAGGAAUCCUUACAAUAUAUUGUAUUUUAUGAAAUAGAAACUAUAGAUUCGUUCUUUGAGACACUACACCAUG
Spathaspora passalidarum NRRL Y-27907 is the source of this 1160-nucleotide messenger RNA. RefSeq lists its product as uncharacterized. Gene Ontology annotation, molecular function: phosphatase activity. The record is from RefSeq and is a predicted model, not a curated record. NCBI's taxonomy places the organism in Eukaryota, Fungi, Ascomycota, Pichiomycetes, Serinales, Debaryomycetaceae. Bases 10 to 912 code for a protein of 300 amino acids. Gene Ontology annotation, cellular component: cytoplasm. The transcript has a single exon.